CCUCAGGCUUCGCUUUUCGCUUUUUGGACAGUGCGCGGCCUAGGCCGCCCUGUAGAUCGGCAUUACUCGGUCUCAUAGUAGUCCGCACGCGACGCAGCAACGAGAGGACAGUUUCAGGCCUCCAAAGCCGCAAAACAAGCAAGAUGCCAGGCAGCGUGAAAUCGGACGUGAGCAGCCUCGCGUCGCCGCCGCGGUCGCAAAGGAAGGGCGACAGCAACGGCGCGCUCUCGCCGUCGCCGAAGAAGGCGGAAGGCCCGCUGCCGCCGCCCUCUUCCUACAUCCGCGUCGAGUACGGCGAUCGGCGGGUCGAGGUCUACCGCAAUCUGAAGGAGCGCGACGUGACGGGGCGAGGCGACGUGUUCAUUCUGGAGGGCGAGAAUUCCGUGCGCAACCUCGUGCGGAACGGGAGGAUGCCCCUCGUCUCGGUCUGUCUGUCGGAGCGGCGUCUCAGGCCGAUGGCGCCACUGAUUGAAGCUCUAUCAAGACAUAACGUGCCGGUCUACGUCCUGAAGUCAGACGCGUUUUCUUCUAUUGUCGGGUUUAACUUCCAUCGCGGCGUCCUCGCGUGCGGCAAGCGGCCCCGACUGUUGGAGCCGCCCGAGGUCGCUCGUCAACUACCGGGCGAGGGCCACUCCACCAUCAUCCUGGGCGAGACGAUCAACAACUUGGACAAUGUCGGAGGCUUAUUUAGGAAUGCCGCUGCUUUUGGUUGCGGCGCGGUUUUACUGGAUGACAAGUCCGCGGACCCUCUAUACAGAAAGGCGUGCCGCGUGUCGGGCGGCCACGCUUUGAAUGUUCCCUUUUCGCGGAUCGGUAGCAUUGGGGACGUCAUCAGUGCCGCGAAGGCGACGGGUCAUGUUGUCGUGGCAUUGGUGACACCUUCAACAUCCGAUCGGGAGAACGCCGUCGACGCUGAUAUUGGUGAACCGAUACCAUUGGACGCCUGGCGGCCGGGCCACCGGCCAGAGCGUCUGGCGGUGUUGGUCGGCGCCGAGGGGCCGGGUUUAACAGAAGCAGCGCAGCGCCUCGCGGACGUGCGUUUAUGUAUACCGAUGGACGGCAUGGUGCCUUGCGGCGUCCGAAACGCGAUUAUCCUGAGAACUAUUGCUGAGACCUUCGUCAACCUCCACGCCAUCAAGCAGACGCAGUUCUGUGGACAACAUCGCGUCGAUGGCGUGGAGGUUCCACGCCAGCAGACCCACUCACGGAGAUAGCAUCGCGUCGAUGGCGUGGAGUUUGCACGACCGCCGGCGCGAGUCGCACACACGCCGAUGAAACACCGGGGGGGGGAAAAGGAAAAAAAAAAAAAACACCACGACGCGCGCAGGUGGACUCGGUCAACGUCGCGACGGCCUGCGCCAUUGCGUUACAUGCGUUAGCCGCGACGCCGGCCGUCGCGGAGCGCGCGCGCGACCGGCGCCAGCGGCACUAUAUGAUAUAUGCGCUCGGCGCCGCGUCGGCCCUCGUAGCCGGCGUUUUAUUGAGACACCGCCUCGGGAGGUAAUUUUGAAAGUCUAGUUA
This is a messenger RNA of Pelagomonas calceolata, 1521 nucleotides long. The record is from the annotation of a GenBank genome assembly. NCBI's taxonomy places the organism in Eukaryota, Pelagophyceae, Pelagomonadales, Pelagomonadaceae.